This is a messenger RNA of Drosophila suzukii, 486 nucleotides long. RefSeq names its product signal recognition particle 14 (gene Srp14). Gene Ontology annotation, cellular component: signal recognition particle, endoplasmic reticulum targeting. Lineage: Eukaryota; Metazoa; Arthropoda; Insecta; Diptera; Drosophilidae. The record is from RefSeq and is a predicted model, not a curated record. Gene Ontology annotation, molecular function: endoplasmic reticulum signal sequence receptor activity; 7S RNA binding. Gene Ontology annotation, biological process: SRP-dependent cotranslational protein targeting to membrane.
AUCACAAAAAUGUACUAAAAAAUCCCGCGACAACUGUCAGUGUCACUUUUCUCGUUUCGCCUGUUUUAUUUGCCACGAAAUGGUUUUGCUGGAUAAUUCGAACUUCAUUCUGCGGCUGGAGAAGAUCGCCAAUGCGGCGAAGAAGGACUCCUCCUUCACGUUGACAUUUAAGCGAUAUGAUGGCCACGACAAACCCGUGCCGAGAGCUGGACGACCCCCGCUGCCCAAGCCCGAAACCUACAUGUGCCUGAUACGAGCCCAGUCCAAGUCCCAGAAGAUUUCCACCGUCGUGCGGCAGGAGGAUGUGCCCGCCAUGAUGGGCAUGUACUCGCAGUUCAUGAAGAGCAAGAUGGACGGCCUGAAGCGGGUUAAGAAGGUCAAAAGCAAGGCCAAGGCGACAAAGGGUUAAACGGGGAGUAGGUCGUAGCUAGAUUUUAUUUGACUGUUAGCAGGUCUCUUGUUUUAAAUGCAUCAUUUUGUACUGUA